Molecule: messenger RNA, 399 nt
Organism: Rhizophagus irregularis DAOM 181602=DAOM 197198
Lineage: Eukaryota; Fungi; Glomeromycota; Glomeromycetes; Glomerales; Glomeraceae
Source: RefSeq, a predicted model, not a curated record
AUGUCAGGGACUCAUAUUAACAGAGCAAGGCUUAAUAAGUGUAUUGACACUGUUUUAGACAAGGAUUAUAAUAAAAUUAUGCUUAAGCCAGUUAAUAAUCAUUCUAGAUUUGAUAUACAUUAUCUUAGAGCAUAUAUUAUAAAUUACAAUAGUUAUUAUGCUAAUCAAUUUGAAAAGAAAUUGAUAAAGAUUACUGAUGUAGAGCCAGAAAAGACAUACUUCAGCAGGUGGCGUAAAUAUAGAUAUCAGCUUAAACCUGAAGAUUUAAAGCAUCAUUGGAAUCACUCAUGUUUUAAAGAUAAGACUGAAGAUAAGUCAUGUUUAUUGAUAACUCAUCAUUAUGAGAAAUUGUUGGAAAAUGUAUUUAGUGGAAUUACGAAUCUUCAACUCUCAAUUUGA